Marasmius oreades (fairy-ring Marasmius) is the source of this 2294-nucleotide messenger RNA. RefSeq lists its product as uncharacterized. Gene Ontology annotation, biological process: electron transport chain. Gene Ontology annotation, molecular function: electron-transferring-flavoprotein dehydrogenase activity; iron-sulfur cluster binding. The record is from RefSeq and is a predicted model, not a curated record. Lineage: Eukaryota; Fungi; Basidiomycota; Agaricomycetes; Agaricales; Marasmiaceae. The transcript has 11 exons. Gene Ontology annotation, cellular component: mitochondrial inner membrane. Bases 15 to 2165 code for a protein of 716 amino acids.
UGUUCACAGCCAUCAUGUUCCGACGCAAUCAGACGCUCUCCUUUCGACGAUGCUCACGUUUAAUUUCGAAUUUUCCCCAGAGGGUGUCCAGAAGAAUACAUGCUACACCAUCUCGAAGAGAAAAUGCCGAGCCUUACGAUCCUCGUUCGGUGGAACGCGUUGAGGAUGAAGUCGACGUCUGUAUUGUCGGUGCCGGGCCUGCUGGCCUCAGUGCUGCCAUUCGGAUAAAACAGCUAGAGCGAGAAAAAGGGAAAGAAGUCAGAGUUGUGGUUCUUGAGAAGGGCGGAGAAGUGGGUUCACACAUCCUUUCAGGAUGCGUGCUCGAACCUAGGGCUCUGCAUGAGCUACUCGGCCCGCCUACAACUUACGCAGACGCAUAUGGCUCCGAAGCACCACUAGGACAGCCGGCUACAAGUUCCAAGAUGUUGCUAUUGACGGAGAAAAUGGCCAUUCCUAUACCUCAUCCUCCCCAAAUGAACAAUCACGGUAAUCAUAUAAUUUCCUUGUCCCAAUUCACCAGAUGGCUCGCUACUGUCGCUGAGGAACACUACGGCGUCGAAAUUUAUCCCGGAUUUGCCGGUGCCGGUUUACUUUUCAGUGAAGAACCGGAUGCCGACGAUCCAUGGAUUGGAUGGGAAGGGCAAUGGGGCAACUCAAUCACUAAGAUUGGUUCUGCGAAUAAUGCGCCAACUUCGUCCAACAAGGUCAAAAGUGUUCAGGGCGUGAUAACGAACGAUGUUGGUAUCUCUAAAGCAGGAUUUCAGACCAGCAACUUUGAACCUGGCAUGAUUUUUCGUUCAAAAGUUACCCUUCUCGCCGAAGGUGCUCAUGGAAGCCUGAGCAAGAUUGCACUAAGCAAGUACAACCUAAGGAAGGAAAGUGAGGGCCCAACGUACGGGUUCGGCUUAAAGGAAGUCUGGAGGAUAGCCCCUGAUGAUGGUUCUGAAGGAGAUGGUCGAUAUAAACCUGGAGAGGUGGUACACACGCUUGGCCGGCCCCUCGAUAACUCGACUUACGGGGGCGGUUGGGUUUAUCACAUGGAUAAAGGGCUUGUAAGCAUCGGACUUGUGGUGGGUGCCGACUGGAGCAAUCCUUACAGAAGCCCGUACCGCGAUUUCCAGAAAAUGAAACAUCAUCCGUAUCUUCGGAAGUUGCUCACGCCCUCCAGCUCGCCGAAUACUUACACUCCAUCGCGGAUCGCGUAUGGAGCACGAGUACUUGUUGAAGGUGGCUUACAAUCUGUACCACUCCUCCACUUCCCUGGUGGGGCUCUCAUAGGAGACUCAGCCGGCUUCGUGAACAUCGCAAAAAUCAAGGGUGUCCACAACUCAAUGAAGACAGGAAUGAUGGGUGGUGAAGGUGCCUUUAACGCGCUCAACUCCAGUGAAGAGGAUUCAACGGAAGAAUCAGUGAAACCAGCAAAUCUUUCCUCGUACACCGAGGCAUUCACCAAGUCUUGGGUUUACGACGAUUUACACGAGGUAAGAAAUAUGCGACCAGCCUUCAAUACCAGGCUUGGAGUGUUCGGUGGAGCAAUGUAUUCUGGUGUGGAUAGUCUCCUCUUGAAAGGAAGGACUCCUUGGACAUUCAGGCACACGAAAUCGAGCGAUAGAGAGAAAUACAUGAACGCUACCCCAUCCAUGGAUUCAAGGCAUACACAGAAAGCCUCGAGACAUAAACCCAUCGACUAUCCUGCAUAUGAACCCCCAUUGUCGACGGAUCUUUUGACUAGUGUAUCGCUGACAAGCACGAACCAUGAGGAAGAUCAACCAGAACAUUUACGGGUGGCUACCCUCCGUGAAUAUGUGCGGGAAUGGUAUGGAGAUGAGGCGAAUGUACUUGGAGAGCAUGCAAAGGGUUCAGAUGAAACAGAAAGCAAAACUCAUGAAGGCUUAUUGCAUGAAAAGCAGAAGCGAAGGAGAGAGCAUGUCCAGAAGAACGUCGAGGAAUACGCCGGGUUACUUGGGAGAGCAUGUCCGGCCGGGGUAUAUGAGUAUGUUGAAGAUGAGACUGGUACAAGUCCAGAUGGCUGGAAUGGAAAGAAGCUUGUUAUCAAUGCUCAGAAUUGCAUACACUGUAAACUAUGCGACGUGAAGGUUCCAACGCAAGAUAUUACAUGGACUGUUCCCGAAGGCGGCGGCGGGCCCAAAUACACGGUUACAUGAUACGACUUCAGUUUCUUGUGCUUAUCCGCCGUUCGUCGAUGCACCUGUGAGAAGUAGUUACAAAGACACCUGUAUUGCAUCAUUUUCGUAAUGUAUCAUUUACGUUUGCACUUGUUGUCGAGAGCCAAU